This is a messenger RNA of Zootermopsis nevadensis, 3121 nucleotides long. RefSeq names its product de-etiolated protein 1 abo (gene abo). The record is from RefSeq and is a predicted model, not a curated record. Gene Ontology annotation, biological process: protein ubiquitination; positive regulation of proteasomal ubiquitin-dependent protein catabolic process. Gene Ontology annotation, cellular component: cullin-RING ubiquitin ligase complex; nucleus. Lineage: Eukaryota; Metazoa; Arthropoda; Insecta; Blattodea; Termopsidae. Gene Ontology annotation, molecular function: ubiquitin-like ligase-substrate adaptor activity; ubiquitin protein ligase binding.
CAUAGUCCUUAAAUUCCAGUGAAUUCCUACAUAAUCCCCACGAAACUCAACAGCUGCUUGCAGUUGUGUAAAGUUAUUUAUUCUACUGUAACUCGCAGCUUCUCUACAUCCUUUCUGACAAUAAGAAGUCAUCAGUUUUGGGUCAGAGGUUUUUAAUGCAAUUGGGACCAAGGAAAAGUAGACAAGAAAUAGAGAUUUUUUGUUUUCCAUUGUACCUUACUUCUAAAAUAUAAGCUUUCAAUAAUUAGUUACGUUAUAGUUUCAAUAUAAUUGUUUUAGAACUUCCAAGAUCUUGUAUCGGAGUGGUUAAGGUUGAACGUUUGUAAUUGGUGGGUAUAGGGUUCUGUCCAGGAGAUUUUGUUUCACUGAAGUAAACAUUUACAAAAUCACGAAAGGUAUAUUUAAAUUUAUUCUGUGAGUAAAUAUAUUUAUAAAUAAACAUUUCGAGAUAUAUUACUGAUUGAUGUUUAUAAUGUUGUUGGAUGAGUUGUAAAACAGUUCCUGAAAAUAUUGUUGACACAUCCAUAUCUGAGGGUUAAGGUUAUGGUUGUAAACGUCAGUAUGAAUCCGCCUAUGCACAUAAAUAGAAGUGUGGUGAUAACGGUCAGUGAUGGAUAUAACUCAGUCUCAAGAUAGUUUUAAAUAUGCUCUGACUCCUCGAAAUAUUCCGCCUCAAAAUAUUAUUAAUAGGUUGUUCAGGAGAGAGAUUUAUGGGGCUAUCAAACCUGGUACUCAUUUUCACGUUGCUCGAGAAUUUCAUAAGAAUGUUUUCCCCAAUUUCACUGUUGUCAACGUUGAGAAGCCACCUUGCUUUCUGAGAAAGUUCAGCCCAGAUGGUCACCACUUCAUAGCCUUUUCAUCAGACCAAACAUCCCUCGAAAUUUAUGAAUAUCGUGGUUCAUUCGCAGCUGCUGAUUUAGUGGAUGGUUGCAAAGGGGAAUACAUUGGAAAUGAGAAUGAUCAGAGAAGUGAUUAUAUACGCAGUAAGGUGUUUGAACGAUUCUUCAAAUUAAAAUAUGUAGUUAAUGUAGCUCAAAGAGGAGAGCAACUCAACAGAGAAUGCAGUCUUUUCACAGAUGAUGGUCAUUAUGUUAUUGUAGGAUCUGCAGUAUACAUUCCAGAAGACUUACGACCACAUUUCUAUGAGAUAUAUACCAAUAAUGAAGCUGUGACACCUAAUCCUCGUUCACCACUUGAGGAUUAUUCUUUACACUUGGUAGAUUUACAGACAGGUCAUUUGUGUGAUACUAGAACAUUUAAAGUGGAUAAAAUAUAUCUUUCACAUAAUCAAGGCUUGUAUCUGUACAAGGAUACCUUAGCUGUAUUAUCUGUUCAGCACCAAACUAUCCACAUAUUUCAGUUGGUUGAUGGAAUUUUCAUCAAUGUUCGCACAAUUGGGAGAUUCUGCUAUGAAGAUGAUGACUUCCUUUUAUCAUCUGAAAUUUUCCAAGGAAAUGGAUCUAAUGUAUACAGACCUUUUAGGGAUGCAACAAUAAACUCAUUGAAGCAUAGACUUCUUGUGUUCUUGUUUAAAAGGGCAAAGCACAUAUUUGACAUGACAAGUAACCCAUUUGAACUUCGGAAAUUCUAUCAGCAUUUUGACCAGUUCAAAGCUUUACGGAUGUGGAAAAUGCAACUGUUGGAUGAAAAUCAUCUGCUGGUGAAGUAUGCAGGGGAAGAUGUUGUCACAUUGAAAGCAUCAGAACCAAAUUCACAGUCAUCCUUCUUUGUUGUGUAUAACAUCUUCAAUGCUGAAGUUUUGGCUGUCUAUGAAAAUACAUCUGAAGAACUCCUCCAGCUGUUUGAAAAUUUUUGUGACUUAUUUCGUAAUGCGAAACUACAUUCUGAGUCACAGUUCACAUGUUCUCCAUCAAAUAAUAUUUAUGCAAGACUAAUACAACAGCGUUUCAAGCAAACAAUUGUUAGUGCUCGGUUUGGGGGACCAACUGAAGCCACUAAAAGACUGCUGGCACAACUACCAAUCAGUGCUCAGUCUUACAGCAGCUCUCCAUAUCUAGACCUCUCUCUCUUCAGCUACGAUGACAAAUGGGUGUCCGUCAUGGAGAGACCCAAAGCUUGUGGAGAACAUCCUAUCAGAUUUUAUGCACGUGAUUCAGGAUUACUGAAGUUUCGGAUCUAUGCAGGAGUUCUUGGGAUGAGUCCGCCUCCUUCAGCUAAACGUCUUGUUGCCUUCACAUUCCAUCCAACUGAUCCAUUUGCUAUCAGUGUUCAAAGAACAAAUGCAGAAUAUGUUGUUAAUUUCCAUAUUCGACAUGUUUGAACUGUUUUACUUAAUAGUAUGAAACUGUUGUUUUGUAGAUCACAUCUUCACAUGCACUUGUUACCUGCAGGGAUCUAUAGGAAAUGCUACAAAGGAGAUUCAAGAAGUAAGGGCAAUGUUGGAAUGUUUUAACUGUAUGAUUGGCACCACUGCUGGGGCCUGGUCAUACUGUAUCUCAAGGUCAGAUGGUGACAUGCUGUUAGUGUGGUUCCGCUACCCAUUUAUGCAUAGUGAGCAUGACAUAAAGAUUAUUGCUGUACUAGGAAUUUCCACCAAGGACAAGCAACAUGCAAUAUUAUGCUUUUUGGUGUCUCAAGUAAUGAAAAGUUUAGAGAUCUUUUGACAGUUGGCUGUCAAGUAUGGACAGGACUGUUUAUCACAGUGACAUGUGCACAAGUUGAUUAAAAUGUUCAGAAGCAGCUGAACCAGUGUUGCUGGUGUAGACAGGUUAAGGAUGCCUAUCCACAUCUGCAACCAAACAAAACAGGGAGUCUGCUUAAGCACUGAUUCUUGGUAACUGCUGCAAUGCUGGGCAUCAGUGUUGCUCAUUGGUGUACCUCUAGUGUAGCAACCAGCUUUAUGACACACUGAGCACAAAUUUACUACAUGUGAACCACAUUCAUAGCAUGUCACUGACCAAGAAAUGUAGUAUGACCAGGCUUCAGCAGUGUUGCCAAUUAUACAAUGAAAAUAUUUCAGUAUUGCCCUUUUUAAAUUCAACUCAUACAAAGUAAAAUCAGAUAGUUUUGAUUGGAUUUCCUAUUCUAAGUUUUUGUGAGUUUCUUUGUUCCAACUUGUAUUUAUUAGUCAAUAAAAUGCUGAUUUUUAUUGUUCUUUUCA